AUGUCCGCGUCGCCGCACGUGGAGCUCGACCUGGGCGCCGCCUUGCCGGGCGCGUCCCCGUCCGAGUCCGCCUUCGAGACGCGCACCUCGCGUCUAGACGCGGACCUGACGCAUCUGGCCCGCUCCCUCUCGGCUUCGCAGACGCUUCUCUCGCGCCCGGACGCCGCGCCGGCCGCCCUGACCCCGCACAUGGACGCGCUGCACGCGCUGGCCGCGUCCGUGCGCCGCGACCUGGCCGCCCUUGCCGCGCAGAACUCCGCCGCGGCCGCCGACCCCGCCAGCGGCCCCGCUACGGUCCGCAUCCGCGUCGCCCGCUUCGAGGCCCUCUCCAAGCGCUUCUCGGCCUUCCUCACGGACUACGAGGCCGCGCGCGAGGCGUACAGGCUCGUGCUGCACAACGACGUACGGCAGGGACUGGCUGACCUCGACCCCGCGCUCGACUCCGCGGCGGUCGAUCACGCUAUGACACGACCGGCGGGUAUGGACGCCGUGCUGGAACGCGCUAGCCCUGACCUCAAAUGGCAGGUUCGCGAUAUACGAGAGAGGAAUUCUCAGUUGGUCAAGCUCAACGCCGACGUUGCUACGUUGCAUGACAUGUUCACGGAGCUUUCCUUUCUCACCGAGAAUCAACAGGGCCUCAUUAAUGACAUUGAACUCAAUGUCCAGCACGUGAAAGGCGAUGUCAAGAGGGCUGAUGACGAGAUCGUCGAGGCCCACAAGUACCAGACAUCGGCCAGAAAGAAGAAAAUGAUAAUCUUUAUCCUCCUCGCCAUCAUUCUUAUCAUCAUAGCUGUCGUUAUCGUCAUCGUUGUCACGUGAACUGCCAUCCUUAAUUAUCUCAUUGUUCAAGGCCGCCUGGAGUUGCGCAGCGAUGGUACAAAUGAGUACCGUGUGCUCGAGCACCGGAGCACGGCAACUUUUGCCCUCUCUUCAGGGAACGCUUCUACAUCUGGUUGUCCAGAGAAGUGCACACAAGUCAUGCACACCUGCACACCUGCGCGGUAGGAGUGUCUUUUCGAGCGCUGAGCGCACUGUACAUCUCUAAUGUCUAGAUGACAAGUGACCUCAUAUGAGGCUACUUUUCAACUUUUUUUUUCUCGACUUCUGCUUGCUCAACAACAAGGAAAAGGAUACUAUCGCCACUGCAGUUGAGUUCGGCGUUGCGGAAGGAUGGAGUUUGGUGAGAUCUGGACGUUUUCUCCAUCCGUUUUAGAAUGCCUGAAAAAAAGAAGCCUUUCUGACCAACCUCAAAGCGUUAUGUGUUGAUAUCUCCGAAACCAAAACGCCUGUUUAAAAUGUCAACCGGGUAUUGAAACUUCACUGGAUUCUUAGUUUUUCUGUGCAUGCACAACUGCUAUCCCAAUGUUUUCCAAGUUGUUCUUGCCGAGGGCAUGUACCUUACAGAAAUGGUCUCCAAACUGACUUUAUAAAGUUUCGAUUUAAUAACGUUGGCCGUAAAAUAACGCGCUGUUU
Molecule: messenger RNA, 1473 nt
Organism: Chondrus crispus (carragheen)
Lineage: Eukaryota; Rhodophyta; Florideophyceae; Gigartinales; Gigartinaceae
Product: containing a SNARE domain
Exons: 2
Coding region: 1-819 (272 amino acids)
Biological process (GO): exocytosis; intracellular protein transport; vesicle fusion
Cellular component (GO): endomembrane system; SNARE complex; plasma membrane
Molecular function (GO): SNARE binding; SNAP receptor activity
Source: RefSeq, a predicted model, not a curated record